CAACAGUGUCCAAUUAAAGAAGAAGAAGAAGAAGAAGAAGCGCACACAACACCCACACCAACACCACCAGUCCUGCUGAAAUCGCUUGUAAUCCACGUCCGCACUCCUUCUGCCUCAUGUUUUCCGCUUGUGCUCUCAGAGUUUCUCCGAUUCCUCACUUGUGCGACGUAAUUGUGGGUGCUAAGAGUCUAUUCGUGAGGAGGGAUUUCGUGUCCCGUGUUCGAUUUGCGGAGGUUGGAUCUCGGCGUGGUAGGAGUUGGGUUGGUGUACGUGCCAUGGGUAGCGUUCCCGCUGAUUUCUCUAAACCCCGGAAGGUUGUGAAGAAAGUCCUCUCUCAAGCGCAGCCCGAGGGCGAUGGCGCAACCGUGCGACGAAGCAUUGGCAGGCCGGAGUUGAAGCAGCUGGACCCUUUCCUGCUUCUAGACUAUUUUGAAGCUUCUGGGCCCGCUGGUUUUCCCGAUCAUCCUCAUCGAGGAUUUGAGACCGUCACGUACAUGCUUCAGGGGUCCUUUACGCAUGAAGAUUUUGCGGGUCAUAAGGGCAUUCUCGAAGCCGGUGACGUUCAGUGGAUGACAGCUGGACGUGGAAUAGUACACAGCGAAAUGCCGUCGCCAGUAGGAGUUCAGAGGGGUCUGCAAUUGUGGGUCAAUUUGGCAGGAAAAGAUAAAAUGAUUGAGCCAAAUUACCAAGAACUAAAAGCUAAAGACAUACCGAGGAUUGAAAAAGAUGGCGUGGAAGUUGUCAUAAUUGCUGGGGAAUCUUUUGGCGUCAAGUCACCGGUGUACACUCGCACCCCAACCAUGUACUUGGAUUUCUACCUACAGCCAGGCGCCUCGUUACACCAAGCCAUUCCCGAAGGAUGGAACGCCUUCACCUUUGUCCUGAAGGGGAGCAUGGUGUUUGGGAAGGAGGACGCACCACCAAUUGGUCCAAGUCAUACAGUUGUCCUAAGUGAUGGUGACGGUCUCAGUGCUUGGAACAAGGGCACAGAACCUGCUCAGUUUGUGCUAGUAGGUGGGAAGCCUUUGAAUGAACCUGUAGCGCAAUACGGCCCCUUUGUGAUGAAUACUCAGGCGCAACUCAUGGAAGCUGUUAGAGACUAUCAGUAUGGUAAGAAUGGGUUCGAAAGAGCUCACUCUUGGAGAUCAGAGGCCAAGGCCCAGUCCACACCAUAGAUUUAGCGUCUACCCCGGAUGGUUAAGAGUAGUUAUGUAUAGAUGAUAAUUGUCUGAGUGAGUAAUAUCCGUGUUUCGGUGCAUGCCUUCGUUAUUCUCACAAUCUUUUCAGAGCGUUGUUAGCAUGAGUGGAAUUGCAGUUUGAUGGAUCUUGGGAUUAGUCAUAGAAGUGUGCAAGAGAAGUAUAUAUGAUUAGGCUUUUGAUGUUUGACUGUAUACGCUCGUUGUUGAGAGCUACACGGUCCAAAGAUAGGAUAUUCCUUAUUCUUACUUACAGGAAGUCUAGAAUUUUCUUUACAUAUCCUUUUCGAGAUUGUAAGAAUUGAACUGAUUGACAACUUUUGUUGAAGUAGAGAAAACCAGCUUCAUUCAUGUUAUAGUUGGGUUUCAUGUUAGCAUCCCAAAUCCGUGUAAUCAUUUGAUAUAUUGUGAAAAUACAGUUAUCCACAAUGGAUUACUUUGUCAAAUAAA
This is a messenger RNA of Physcomitrium patens, 1646 nucleotides long. RefSeq names its product pirin-like protein. The record is from RefSeq and is a predicted model, not a curated record. Lineage: Eukaryota; Viridiplantae; Streptophyta; Bryopsida; Funariales; Funariaceae.